AGGAAUUAAAACAUUGGUGUUUAUAUUACAUUCUGCUUCGUAAAACAUUAUAUUUGCGUUGAAGGGGGAAACGCCACGCGUCGCGCGGCGUGGAUAACCGUGUUUCGGGGCCCACUCAGGCGGCUGCGUGGACCAAAAAUAAGCAGUACACUUCCGGAAAAAGGGGGCUGCGUUUUUUUUCUGUAACGUUAUCAAAGAGUUUGACUGGCUAGCCGUGUAGCUGGUGCGUUUACUUGCUUCUCCUGCUCUAUACGUGGAGUCCCGACACGCACACGCUUCACGCAGCGCCUAAUUGCGUGAAAGGUGCAAGUUGCGGCCACACAUUAUCCCGCAUAUAAUCUGCACGGAUAUGAAAUGAGCUUAAAACCACUCCAGCCUGCUACUGCCACCUAGCCUGCAUGCUAACGUUAGCUCUGCAAGCCAAAAGUAUGUGUUUGAUGGCGGCGCUAGUUUCAGGCCGCGAUGUUUUAUUGUUGUUGUUGUUGUUGUUUUAGUUUUUUUGGUGUGCAUUAUUUGCGGGGCUUGGAUACACACCUCCGGUUAUCCGUAAAAUAAAUAAAUAAAUAAAAAAACAGAGCCCGGAGAGAUUAGCGACCAACAACAACAUAUGUGCAACACUCCUUCCUAUUCACAACCGCACUGUUUACUGUGUUUACUGGGAACCACGUAUACUUAACCAGCACAUACAUAUUUAUACCUGCAUUACGCACUGUCUGCAUCUUCAAUUGCUUUUUUUUCUUUUUUGUUAAGAUAAGAAAGGGUUUAUGUGUCACAUGCACAGUUCUACACAGUGCAAUGCACAAUGGAAUGUAUCUGCAGCAAGUAGUAGAAAAGUACGACAGUAGAAACAGUGUUUAAGUCCAGUUAAGGCUCAGAGUUGAGCAGACGGAUGAUAUGAGGAUAAAAAAAAACAGUAGAAGCACUAGGGAGAAGAGAAAGUGUCCAGAGUGCCUUGGCCCCAGUGUUUUGUAUAAAUGUCCUGCAGAUCGAGGCGAGGGGGGAUCUUAUUUGUAUUUUGCUUGCUGGUGAUAUCAUCAUAUUUUUUCCCCCAUACAUAGUCCUCCUACAUGUGUUCUGUUUGUGUGAGCGGUGAAUGUUUCUGUACGGCUGCUGCUAAUCGGGUGAAUUUACCCAUUGUGGGGCAAAUAAAGGCGUAUCUUAUCUUAUCGGCUCAGUUGCAGGCUGAGAUAUCCCUGUGUGAGUUCAGGGCAUCGAGCUUCACAACCGAGUCUCUCAGCGCGUUUACAUGCGCGGCGUAAUCGAGCUAUUUCACUUUCUGAAUGAGGUCCUUGUCCCCGGUUUACAUGCAACGGAGAAAAAUUGAAUAACUCAUGGGAACGUGUCCUCCUCCUUUCGCACUAGGUGGCGAUAUGUGUCUUCUCAGCGGGUUAAUACGGCCCCUUUCCAGUUGAUCUAUUACCUCGUAUAAUUAACAACAGUUGUUCGUGCGUCAGACCGGCAUUUUAAACGACAAUUAGGUGGAUAAUAGUGCAGCUUUUAUAAUCUCGUAUGUAAUGUGUGCGCUACUUUUGGUGCGGAUAAGAUGGUGCUAUCCCUCAGGUGGUUCUUCUACUGGCUCUGUUUACCUUCUUCUUCUGCGACCGGCUUUCUUGGAUGUUUUAGUUGUGCGCAGCAGUUGUGUUGUCUAGUUUAACUCAGAUUAAGGCGUAUACGUGCCGGAGAAAAACGAUUUCCAAACACAGUAUCUGUGUCUUAAUCGGAUAAGGAGUGACGUGUUCACUGCACUUAAGUUGUCCAGUUAAAGUCUUAUUAAGGCAGUAGUUCGUUUUUUUUUUUCAUGUGCAUGUAAACGUACUGUGUGAUACUUGUGUUUGUUUUGUUAAAUUGAUCAAGUUCAGUGUUGGUGGCACAACUAGACCGUGCGUUUUGUAGAAAAAGGCAAUUUCCGACUUUAAGCCUUUUCCUCACAAUUAGAAACGUUGUAAUGAGACCCACGUCUUACUCAGGAGUUUCUGAGAAGGAAGCACGCGCUUUGAAAAGUGUUAAAACAGCUGCUUGAAACACUGACUUUGCAGUUCCUGACUCGCUUUCUAAGCUGAGAAUGUGCUUCGUGUAAGAUUACCUUGUGUUUAAACAUUCGUACAUGGGUGGUAUUUAUCUACACUGACGUGCCACAUAAUUAGGUACACUAGUGAAAACAAAUGCAUCCUAAUAUAACAGAUAUCGUCCUUUUGAUCUGAGCUUCGUGAAGGUUAUCAGAAUUUCUACAAUAAUAGUACAGCUUUUUUAAAAUCUCGUACGUAAUGUGUGCGCAGCUUCUGGUGCAGAUAAGACGGCGCUGUCCCUCAGGCGGUUCUUCUACCGGCUCAGUUUAACUUCUUCUUCUUUUGCGACUGACUUUCUUGGAUGUUUUUGUUCGGGGUCACACGCAUUCGCACACUCGUUAUCCUGUUAGUUUCCCGUUUAAGCGUAUACAUGCCGGACAAAAAAGAAUUCCAAUCGCAUUAUCUGGGUGUCUUAAUCGGAUAAUGAGAACUCCGAUUUUAGUGGGAGUAACAGUUUUACAUGCACUUAAGUUCUCCUGUCAUACGCUGAUUAAGACAAUAACUGUUUUUUUGUCAUGUGUAUGUAAACGUACGAGUGUUUAAUUCAGUCCAGUUCAACACCACCACAAACUACUUCCUCUAAAAUGAUCAUCCAGUUAAAUCACCACAUUUCUGACACAGUUUCAACAUGAGUUGAACCUAAUCACAUUCACGAAGGAGGAUUUAAUGCAAGAUUCUUAUAUUAGAAUGUCGUCGUUUUCCGUAUUCCUGCUUAUUUUGCAUCAUUUCAUUUUUUAUACGGAACAACAUGCACAUUUCAUUCAUGUCUUAUGGAAAACAAGCAUUUAUAUCUGUUUACAGUUGCUCUGUGUCGUGCCUGGUUGUCUUCUUUGUGCCGUGCGUUUAUCGCCCGGUGUUUGGUUUUUCAGGUGUUUACCAUCUGCGAAGCCUUGAGCUCGACCGAUGUACCUGCUCCUGAAUGUCAGGAGUGGAACCUAAAAAUAAGCAGCGCUGUCGCACAGAAUCAGAAUCAGAAUCAGCCGCGGCAAACGUAGACCAACGCACGGUUAAAAUGAAGCGCGCUGGACGUCCUUCGGGCUGUAGCGUCUGAUGGAAGAGGUCGCUCGGCGUGAGUGGGAAGUGUGCCGCAGCACCCGGAGCGACUCUGUUUGACAACACAUCAGCCUCAACCUAUUUCAGCCAUUAGGAAGCUUUCCCUCGUCGUCCAGAUUUGCCCUGCUCUUAAACUCCCGGGCAGUUUGCCCUAAAUGUACUUAUGUGCGCCGUCCAACCUGAAAUAUAAUACCCUCGAUAAAUCUGGUGCCUUUUCCUCACGUAGUGUUUUUAAGUGCCGUCCGAUAGUGUGUCUGUGAACCUUGUUGAGAGCAUCUGAAUCAGCGCCAGUAGCUCGUUAUUUGUUUGUUCUUGCGCUCUUUCGGGGCCAAACACAGCAGCUCUCAUGGCUGAUAGUCAUGAAAAGCAGCAUACAUGAUGGCUUUAAUUAAAGAUGGCAGCUACUUUGCACUCUGAAGAAACUUAAAAACGCUGGAUCUGAAUGUCACACAGAUCAUUGUCUUGUCUUUGAUUUUUGCUAACUGGUACCUAUAGGAGUACUUAAGCUCAGUAAAUCUGUAUACUCUUAAAUACUUCGUAUAAAUGUACAAUGUCCCGAUUCAGUUAAAUAUCAGUUUAUUUAGAGAUGUUUCGGUUUAAGAGCAAGUUAUGGAAGAGAUUUUCUCAAAACUGUUGCUGUGAUUGGUUCCAGAUCGGUUCCUUCAGUGCGUUUACAUCCACAGUUUAAUGGAGCUAUGAUUGAAAUUCGACUUUCUGACUUGUCCCAGUUUACAUCCAAAGAAAAACAUCGAACAGCGGGAACAUGUCCUCCUCCUCCUCACUAGGGCACAAUAUAUGUCUUUUUAUUGUGUUAAUACGGCCCCUUUCUGGUCGACCUAUGACAUCAUAUAAUAAACAGCUGGAGUCGUUCAUGUGUCAGACCGAGACUUCAAACAACAACAAGAUGGACAAUAUUUUAUAGAUUUUUUUAAGAUAGACAGAUAAAGUGGUUCCUCUAUCAACUCUGUUUACCUUCUUCUUCUUCUGUGACCGUCUUUCUCGGAUGUUUUUGUUCUGGGGUCAUACACCAGAGCUGUGGUUGUGGAACAUGUGCACAUGCGUUGUCCAGUUAAAGUCUGAUUAAGUGUAUACAUGCUGGAGAAAAUUGAUUUCCAAUCACAUUAUCUGUGUCUUAAUCAGAUAAAGAGAACUCCAAUUUUAGUCGGAGUAACAUGUUUACAUGCACAUAAGUUGUCCAGUUAAAGUUGGACUAAGGCAAUAAUUCACUUAUGGACUUUAAUGUGGUUGAAAGUAGGGAAGUGUGCAUUAUAUUUAUUUUUUUUAGAAUCGAUGCCACUAACCUGGAACUGAUACAUCUAGAAAUAUAAAGAACAGUGUAGCCUCUACGUAUCACGAUACGUAUCACGAUACUUGAGUGUUUAUUAUGAUAUUGCGACAUAGUGCAAUAUUCCACAUAGUUCACUGAGAAAGUUUAAAUGCUGCUUGAAAUACACACUGUAUAUAUGUACAUCAGAUGACAGUGAUAAGUCAUUGGACAAAUUGAGUCAAAAAAACAGUAUUAAUUCAAAUGAUCCAUUUCCAUUUUAUUACAUUUAUCUAUAAAAAUGGGUCUUAUUAGUUCCUUCUGCUUCCAUUUAAACGACGAAGUGCCUCCAGUUCUAGUGCUUUAGGUGCAGAAGUCGUUCAUGAUUGAUCCAAAACACGACUUUUUCUUUUAAAAUCAGUAUUGUGUUAAAAAGUUUCAUGAUAUAUUACCAUAUCAGUAUUUCCCCCCCGCCCUAUUAGCCUCAUUGGGACGUGUAUAUAUGACUUUUCUAUGACUAGUAACUGUAAAACUAAAACUCGACUACUAAAUGUCACAUUGCAUUGUCAUAAUAACUCCCGCUGAGAGCAUGUGUGGGACUUUAAGAGGCGUCAGUCACGCUGGUAUCUGGUGAAAAGGCGCCUGUCAACAUGUAAUUUAACCCAGUAAUCAGCACAGUUAAUGAUCCUCUUCAUGUAACUGAUGAUAUUUAAUAAUCACAAGGCGAAUGAUUGCGAGACGGUUCUGUGCUCUGUGUUCAACCUGCAGCCUGAAUGUGACUCUGCUGUGGUGUUUCCUAGAUCAACAGGACAGUAUGGCCACCACUGUUGCCGUCAGUCCCAGCGAAUACCUCCAGCCCUCCACCGCUUCUGCACAAGACACCCAGCCCUCUCCUCUGGCCCUCCUGGCCGCCACCUGCAGUAAAAUUGGCCCCCCCGCCGCUCAGGCCCCCGUCACGUCUCCGCCAGCGCAGCCUCAGCCUCGCCGCCUCCUUCCCAUAAAGCCCGCCCCCAUCGCCCCAGCUCCCCCCAAGAACCUGGGCUUCCUCUCCGCCAAGGGGAAUGUGAUCCAGCUCCCCGCCGGCCUGGGCUCCACGGCCUCCGGCAGCCCCAUCGUCCUCACCAUCCAGCAGAGCCCCACCCGCACCGGCGCCUCCGCCCCGGCCAACAUCCAGUACCAGAUGAUGCCGCAGAUCCAGGGCGCCCAGACCAUCCAGGUGAUGCCGCAGGGGGGCCAGAUCCAGCUCAUACCGGGCACCAACCAGGCCAUCAUCACCACCCCGAUGACGGUGCCGGCCCCGGCCGCCGCCGCCGCCGCCGCCGCCGCCCCCAUCACUCCCCAGAAGACGGUCGCCAUCAAGCCCUCCCUGAAGCUGAGGAAGCCCAACAGCGCAGCCGCGAACAUGGUGCAGCUCCCCGGCGGACUCACGCUGCCCCUCAACGUGGCCACGGGGGAGGUGGGCGGGGCUCAGAUCGUCACGGAGACCUCGGCCACGACUCCGAAUCCCGGGAAGGGACGACGGGGGAGGAAGAAGAAAAUCAUCCUGGCGGCCGAACCUCAGCCGCCGUCUUCAACUCAGGCCGCCUCCCCGUCCCCAGAGCAGAUGGAAACCAUCCUGAUAGAAGCCGGAGACAACAUCAUACAGGCGGGGAACAAUUUGCUGAUCGUGCAGAGUCCCGGGCAGCCGGCGAUGGUGCAGCAGGUGCAGCUGGUCCAGCCCAAGCAGGAGCCUCAGGUGGUCCAGAUCCCCCAGCAGGCCCUGAAGGUGGUGCAGGCCGCCUCCGCCACGCUGCCGCCCGUCCCUCAGAGACAGUCGUCCAGCCUGCAGGUCACGCCCACGGAGGCGCCACAGGCGCAGAUCCUCUUCAAAACAGCUACGGGCGAGUGGCAGUCCGUCCAGAUCCAGGACCCCGUCUCCACGGCGACGACCCUCACCACGUCAGUUCCCGCCAUCACCACCACCACCAACAACGCCGUCAACACCACCUCCUCGCCAGCGGCCGGCGCCAAGAGGACGCAGGCGGGGGGGCGGAAGGAACGGACUUUGGCAAAAAUUGCCCCCGCCGGUGGAAUGAUGGCGCUGAACACGCCGCAGCUGUCAACGGCGGCGCAAGCCGUGCAGACGAUCAGCAUCAACGGGGUCCAGGUCCAGGGAGUCCCCGUUACCAUCACCAACGCAGGGGGCCAGCAGCACCUAACGGUACAGGCGGUGCAGGGCGGAGGGCUCCAGCUGGCAGCUACACCGGGCCAACCUGCCAUCCAGGUGGACCAGGCCCUCACGCUGGAGCUGCCGGGUCAACCAGGAGAGAAGAAACGACGCAUGGCCUGCACCUGCCCCAACUGUAAAGACGCAGACAAGAGGCCCGGGGAGGUGGGGAAGAGGAAACACAUCUGCCACGUCCCCGGCUGUGAGAAGACGUUCAGGAAAACGUCGCUGCUCAGAGCUCACGUCCGGUUGCACACCGGCGAGAGGCCCUUCGUCUGCAACUGGGUUUUCUGUGGGAAACGUUUCACACGCAGCGAUGAGCUGCAGCGGCACGCGAGGACGCACACAGGAGACAAACGCUUUGAGUGCAGUCAGUGUCAGAAACGCUUCAUGAGGAGCGACCACCUGACGAAGCAUUACAAGACUCACAUAAACGCCAAGAACCUGUGAGCCGACUGUGCGACGAGCUCACGCACAAACAAACAAACUCUCAGAGACUGUGUUACAGGAAGGAGCGGCAGAGGAGACGAGACCAAGGGUGUGUGUUUGUGUGACUUAUCCCAUAAUGGGAAUACUCCAAAAAUAUGCCCCUAUAUUUCCUGUCGCUCUUCUAGGACACCGUGUAGCGUGGUGUACAAAGAAAUCCUUCCCUGGUGGACUUCAAACUUAUCCAGCAAGUUCAUUAAUAAUAGUUUAUUUUUGUUUUUAUUUGAUCUGCGCGAAGGCCAGAACUGGCUACAACUGAAUUUGUAAGAUAACGAGACGCGAGGCUUCACCGACACAAGAUGCUAAACUCUUAACGCUUGCUUAUUUAUUGACUUCUCGGGAAGAAGAUUAUACACAGAAUUAUGCACAGACGCCAACGCCCAAGCCUCCUGGACCUCAGUCACGGUUUCCAUUUAUUUUAUUUUGGUUUGUUUUGCCCCCCAAAACUUUUUGUUUUUUUUAUUUGAUUUUUUUUUUUUUUUUUUUUUUGGAGUUCACAGAAAGUACAAGAAAAAUGUCAACACGACUAUGUUUUGUAAAUUCAACGGCAAUUUGUGUUCACUAGGAAUUUUCAUUGAAGAUUUUUGUGUUUCAGCAGGAAUCUUCUGCUGAUUACUCAUCGUUUGUCAGAUGAUUGCAAAAAAAAAAAAAAAAACAAUACUUUGGAGAACUUUUAGAAGUUUACAUGGGCUUUUUUAAAAGUGUGUAAAUGCGUACUAUUCUAAAUAAUAUUAAUAAUGAUAAUAAACUAUUUAUAACAUUUUUCCAUAAAAUUUGUUAGUGAUUUGCAACGUAUGUUUAUAAGGUUAUCUUGACACACAAAUAAGGACUCGGUCUAAAUUAAGAGAUGAAUUAACAAGGGGUGUUGUGUGAAAGUCUGAAUGCAACUUUAUGAAGAUGUGGCCAAAUAUUAUACUUUUUCUAACAAUAUUCCAACAUUUGUUGACUUUAUUUCAAAAGAAUCAGAAGAAAAAUGAAGGAUCGAGAACUGAUCCCUGUGGAACGCCAGAGUUAAAAUGAGUAAAAUUUAAGCUGCUCAACCAAAUGUUGCAAAAGAUCAAGCAUUUUUUAUGCAUGAAGAGGAGGCAGGAUGCCACAAGGAAGAGGUAGUUGUCAUUAUUAACAUCUCAGAUGACUGAACAACUAAUUACAGAUCAACUAAUGUUCAAUAAAAAUGUGAAGAAAACAGAUAAGUAACUGCCUUGUCAAAAAUUAGAUUAUAUAUGGAUGUUUUUUUGCCUGAAGAGUUUAAACUGAUUCACGUUGUUGUGUUUGUCAAGGAAGUUGUGCAAAAGAAAAGCAGAAACAUUUCUGGAAAACGUAGCUUUUGAGUAAAAUACGGCUAAUGUGAUAGCCACCCCCCAAAAAAACGUUUCUCAAAAGGUUUUGGCAAUAAUGUCAAAAAGGAUCUGUAGGAGUAAGAGUUGAUUCAGUAAUUUAGGGUGGAUGAUCCUGGUGAUUAAUCUGUGUAGUUGGUAAUUCAUCGUGGAUCCCACGACAGGUACGCUAACGUCUGCGGCUCGCUGUCAGAUUUGAAUGCUAUUUGGUACUGAAACGUGUCCAUAGCACAGAAUAUCACAGCUGUGAUUGAUGUUCUUUGAUCAGGACCAGUGUGUAGGACUUGUUAGCAGCAUAUACUAUUCAUAAUUAUAUUUUGUAAUGUAAUUAUGAAUUGCAAUUUCAUUCGUUUAGAUAAUAUCUACAUAUGGAGUGCUCCAUGUUGUGCCACCAUGCCAGACCAAAACACUCGAGAAGGACUUUCAUGUUUGACCACCGCAAACUUCCUUCUAGAUGCUAGAAAUGGGUGGUUAAGGUGUGUUGAUGUUUACCACCUCACCACUAGGUGUCACUAAAUCCUACACACUGAUCCUUUAAGCUGAGUUUCAGAACAUAUUCUUGUUGAACUUUCUUGGCUGCUUCUCGCUACUCAUCAUUUAACUGAAAAACUUCUGAUUCUUUCAUCAACAUUUUUUUUUUUUUUUUUACCUGCAUAGUUUAAAUCAUCAUUAUUUAAAAAUACUAAAGAAAACUUGGUACCUGCACCAAACGACACCCACCAGUCCUGCUCAUUUCUUGUGCACUCAUAGAUCAGAGCAACAGGUUUCCAGGGUAACACUUGUAUUCUGCUCAACUCGCCGACAAGUUCUGAUUUGGUGAUACGUUGCCUAUGCAUUGUUGUAAAUAUGAUCGAAUUAUUAUUUUUUUUUAAACAUUUUGGCCUGACUUUGACAAUCACGUCACAAGAUGCAAAAAAAAAAAAAAACAACAAAAAAAGAAAAAGUAAAAGCUUUCUCAGGCCUCCUAUGAGUUAACAUGAGUUGUUCCAGCUAUGUGAUAGCUUUAAUUCUUCUUUUAACACUUUUCUGUUCAUAUACAGAUGACCAGCAUUAGGCCUACUGUACAGUAUUCAUGUGUUACUCUUCAUAACAUUUGUUUUACAGGAAAACAAACAAACAAACAAAAAAAAACAACAAAAAAUGCUGUUGCUCAUAUCAGUUUUGAUAUAAAGAAGAUGUACUGACCUUUUUACUAACACAUCAUAAGUGAGGUUGAAACCUGACGUUGUACUUUUUAUUUAAAGAAAUACACAAUGACAAACAAGACGUUUGGUCCGAUCAGCUUGGUGCCAGCGGACACUGGUGUGCAGCAUCACAACAACAUCUCUGUACACACACACACAAACACACACACACGAAAAGAAAAAAAAAAAAAAAAACAACAACCAAAAAGUUUAUUUUUAAAGCACUUUGAAAGAGAUUUCCUUUAAGUGCUACGCAGGAGGUGACAAAGCUUGGGAGACCAGUAUUUGGUGUUUUUGUUUUUGUUUUUUUGAGAAGGAUGGAUGGAGUCUGCUCUUGUUUCUGUUUGUAUUUCAUGUUUGAAAAUGUAAAUAACAGUGUGUGUCUGUUGAGACACAGUAAAUGUAGGAUAUUAAACAAAUUAAGGUUAAGCUCCGUAGUGAUGCGGCUGGCGUAGCCAGCCUCGAAGGACAUAGACUUUGUACAGUGUGUUAAGGAACAAAAUAUAAUGUGACAUUGUAUAACUUCAUUCCUGCUUUGUAUAAGACUUGUAGAUCUUUUUUCUAUUGAAUUAAGAAUGCCUUAGACAGCUGCACCCAGUAUUUAAAGAUGUGUUUUUCUGUCUUAUUCCAGGUAACAACAUUACAUGUACAUGUAAAGUUUCUUUUGUGUUUUUAACUUAUGUUACAUGCUAAUAUCAUGUGCACUGAUUUAAAAUUCCGGGUUCCAAAAUUUGUAAAUUUAAUGUUGAUUGUAAUUAAAUAUAGCGCUUUUUCUUUCUUUUUUUCUUUUUUUUUCUUUUUUUUCAAAAUUAAGACAUUUCUGUUACUUGGUUUCUGUGAAUUAAAUUCUUCUCCCUCUCCAAGGCCACAUGUCCCAUAUGAUGUUCUACAGCCGAUAGUUGUGUAUAUUUGGAGAACCCAGAGAACCAGCAAUUCAUUUUAUGAGUUGUUUAAAGGUGCUAAAACAUAAAGUCCCUCCCCCCAAUAAAGAGCUCAAACUAU
This is a messenger RNA of Mugil cephalus (flathead mullet), 10598 nucleotides long. It is a transcript of the gene sp2, whose product is annotated as sp2 transcription factor. The record is from RefSeq and is a predicted model, not a curated record. Gene Ontology annotation, biological process: regulation of transcription by RNA polymerase II. Gene Ontology annotation, molecular function: RNA polymerase II cis-regulatory region sequence-specific DNA binding; DNA-binding transcription factor activity, RNA polymerase II-specific. Bases 5111 to 7039 code for a protein of 642 amino acids. Lineage: Eukaryota; Metazoa; Chordata; Actinopteri; Mugiliformes; Mugilidae. The transcript has 7 exons.